Messenger RNA from Eptesicus fuscus (big brown bat), 2394 nucleotides. RefSeq names its product branched chain amino acid transaminase 1 (gene BCAT1). The transcript has 11 exons. The coding region runs from base 11 to 1375 and encodes 454 amino acids. Gene Ontology annotation, molecular function: branched-chain-amino-acid:2-oxoglutarate transaminase activity. The record is from RefSeq and is a predicted model, not a curated record. Gene Ontology annotation, biological process: L-leucine biosynthetic process; L-valine biosynthetic process. NCBI's taxonomy places the organism in Eukaryota, Metazoa, Chordata, Mammalia, Chiroptera, Vespertilionidae. Gene Ontology annotation, cellular component: mitochondrion.
UUUCCCAGGGAUGCUGGAGCGGCUGUGUGGCUCCUUGCGUCUUGCCCUUGCGCCAGGCUCCUGGCGGUGGCAGCCCCGGUGGCAGCCGGUGCCAGGCGGUCCGUGCGCCAGAGCUGGGUCGCGCCGCCCGCUUUCACAUCCAGCUGCGCCCUGCGCGCCGCCACCGCCGCUCCUUGCUGCCCCGCGCUCCCGGAGGCUCCCCAUGGCCAGCCUGCCCCAGGACUGCAAUAAUGGAUGCUUGGAAGAGAGUAUCAGAGAAGCAGGAUCAAAUCCGGUCAUGGGAACUUUGAAGGCUAAAGAUCUAAUAAUCACACCAGCCACCGUUUUAAAGGAGAAACCUGACCCAAAUACUGUGGUUUUUGGAACCGUUUUCACAGACCACAUGUUGACAAUCGAGUGGUCCUCAGAGUUUGGAUGGGAGAAACCACACAUCAAGCCUUUUCAGAACCUGUCGUUGCACCCUGCCUCGUCGGCUCUGCACUAUGCAGUGGAGUUAUUUGAAGGAAUGAAGGCAUUUCGAGACGUAGAUAAUAAAAUUCGACUCUUCCGGCCAAACCUCAACAUGGAUAGAAUGCACCGAUCUGCUCUGAGGGCAACUUUGCCGGGAUUUGACAAAGAAGAGCUUAUGGAGUGUAUUAAACAGCUUGUGAAAUUGGAUCAAGAAUGGGUUCCAUAUUCAACAUCUGCUAGUCUAUAUAUCCGUCCUACACUCAUUGGAACUGAGCCUUCUCUUGGAGUCAAGAAGCCUACCAAAGCCAUGAUCUUUGUGAUCUUGAGCCCAGUGGGAUCUUACUUUUCGAAGGAAACCUUAAAUCCCGUCUCCCUGUGGGCCAAUCCGAAGUUUGUAAGAGCCUGGAAAGGUGGGACUGGGGACUGCAAGAUGGGAGGGAAUUAUGGCUCCUCUCUCUUUGCCCAAUGUGAAGCAGUGGAUAAUGGUUGUCAGCAAGUUCUGUGGCUCCAUGGAGAGGACAAUCAGAUAACGGAAGUAGGAACUAUGAAUCUUUUCCUUUACUGGAUUAAUGAAGAUGGAGAAGAAGAACUGGCAACUCCUCCACUAGAUGGCAUCAUUCUUCCGGGAGUGACAAGGCAGAGCAUUCUGGACCUGGCACGCAAGUGGGGUGAAUUUAAGGUGUCGGAGCGGUACCUCACCAUGGGUGACUUGACAACAGCCUUGGAGCAGAACCGAGUGAAGGAGAUGUUUGGCUCUGGCACCGCCUGCAUUGUCUGCCCAGUUUCUGAUAUCCUGUUCAAGGGCGAGACCCUACACAUUCCGUCUGUGGAGAAUGGGACUAAGCUUGCAACUCGGAUAUUGGACAAAUUGACUGAUAUUCAGUACGGAAGAGAAGAGAGCGACUGGACAAUCAUCCUAUCCUGAAUAGAAAAUACAGGAUAUUUUCUGUGUGCUAAUGGGACAGACUGUUGUUUUUGAAUUAUGGUAGAUUCUUUGGCUAGCUGUUUUUAGUUGUGCAUAAUGUAGUAUAUAUUAUCAGUGUUAGCAGGGUGAUUGUUUCCUUAUGCCAGAGAAAAUGAAUUGCAACCAUCAAAUGGCAUUUUGUAAACUUGGUAGUAGAAGCUUAUCUGACCUUCCCUUAGUAAGCCAUAUAGCAUAGCAUUCCCUCAGUAAUUUAGUGUCUCCCUUCGUAUGUCACUCAGAUACAAUAAUGUUUGUUUAUUCUUUAGCAUAGGUUAUAUUCUGCUCCUCAACCAAAUGAAUUUUUGUGUGUGUGUUUGAAAGCUGAUCUGAGUACAUUUUAUAGGUCACACUUCCUCUGACAUGUUUUCAUCCUCAGAAAGUGUUUUGUUUUGUUUUUAAUCAAAAUCUUUGAAAAACUGGAUUUCCUCAUGUCUCAUUUUUUUUUUGCAGGCCCCCAAGUCCAUCUUAAGUCAAUGUCUCCCUUCUUCCUGACGUCGCAGUUUGCUCUAAGCUCUCCUUGUGCGUCAGCAAGAUGCGUGCACAUUUCCACCACUGCCUUUUCACAUUGUAUUGUAAUUGGCUGCUUGUUAGGCUCCACAACAACACUGAGGACCUUGUGCCUUAGAGAUCUUUGUAUCCCCAAUGCCUGGCACAUAGUAGGUACUCAGUAAAUAAUGAAUAAGUGAAUAUUUACCUUCUAUAGAAGUGAACCUUCUUUGUUUCUAUAUUAUGAAACCUCUUUAUUAGAAUGGUGAUUGAUCCUGACAUCGUGUAUAUUUACCUCUUAUUGCCAUUUGUUUUCCAUGGACUGCUAAGUCAUUAGAGAUACUCAGAGGCACAGUUCCUUGGAGGAAUUACUUCAUGUGUAAAGACUGUCUUGGAAUUGAAAGUAUAACUCUACAGAGAAGUCAUGAUAUCAUUCCUACCAAAUGCAAAUGACAAAUGUUAUGUGUAAAAUAAAAAAUAAAUCAUCAUAAUGA